This is a messenger RNA of Nipponia nippon (crested ibis), 823 nucleotides long. NCBI's taxonomy places the organism in Eukaryota, Metazoa, Chordata, Aves, Pelecaniformes, Threskiornithidae. The record is from RefSeq and is a predicted model, not a curated record.
AUGCUCAACUUCUUCUUGAGGCUAUGAAGCAGUCUGGUUGCACUGUCUUCAAUGACCGGCACUUUUCUUGUGAAAACUGUGAUGGCUGUGUCAGUGGAGGUUUUGAUUCUGCCACAUCUCAGAUUGUUCUGUGUCAGAACAACAUUCGCCACCAAUCCCAUAUGAACCGAGUGGUCACACAUGAAUUGAUUCAUGCUUUUGAUCACUGCCGUGCACAUGUUGACUGGUUUAAAAAUGUUAAACACUUAGCGUGUUCAGAGAUACGAGCUGCUAAUCUCAGUGGAGACUGUACACUGAUGAAUGAAAUAGCUAGGUUUAAAUUUGGAUUAAAAGGACACCAUCAGACUUGUGUACGAGACAGAGCAAUUCGCUCCAUUCUGGCUGUUAGAAAAGUUAGCAAAGAAACGGCAGAAAAAGCUGUGGAUGAAGUUUUUGAUGCCUGCUUCAAUGAUCUGGAACCUUUUGGAAGAAUCCCGCACAGCAAAGCAGAUGCAAAACGUGCUUAUAGAGACUUUCAGAACAGAGAUCGCUAUAAUGCUAAUUUGUGAAGGAAAAAAAAUUGAAAAAUUAUGUUAAUACCUGAUUGUUCUGUAACAUCUAGAGUUACAGUCCAUGCACACAGUGCUGGUGGAGAGGACAAUUCUAUCAAAUGUAUCAAUUAAUUUUGUAAACUUUUUCCAGGAGCCAACUUCCAUGGAAGUAAACAAAGUAAAUGAACAAGAUUAAAACCCAUGUUUCCUCACCUGUUAUUCCAGCAAGAUAAUUUAGUACACCAAAUGACUUGUCAAAUAAUGUUCUGCACAUUCCAAUGCACAUUUAAUUC